UUGUGAACGUGCGUUGUACCGAACAUUUUACAAAAAACGUUUAUAGUCUUGAGGGAGGAUUAUCACAAUUGCGUCCAAAGCCGAAUGAUCAAUCUCAGGGACUUUGCCUAGCCCCCUGCUCCAUCUAGAGUCAGCUAUCUAAUGGAUAAUGAGAUGGUGGUGAGCAACCAGCAAGCUGGGGUGGUUCUGCCCAGGAUAAUGGAGUCAGAGUCCCGGGACGAUGAGCACCAGGAGACGCUCAGCUUCGCUUUAGACCAGUUAUCUCUCAUGGCUGUUGAGAAGUCGGACUGUGGCGCCGGAGGAGGGCUGGUCGACUCCCUUGACACCCCGGACUCUAAUUCCGAUGCAUGCAACGGAGUGGGAAGCUUCAUCGGGUUACAGAUGCUGGAACACCCCAGUGGCUCAGCCGCAUCCCCAGCUUCUUGUUCCCCACCCUCGGAGUACUACAGCGCGGGUGGAAUCCACAUGACCGGCCCGCACACUCACUCUGUACUCGGCGAGCCGAGCUCCGUGCUCUGCAGUCGAAAGAGGAGCGUUAACAUGACGGAAUGUGUGCCAGUCCCGAGUUCGGAGCAUGUUGCAGAAAUCGUGGGAAGGCAAGGUUGUAAGAUUAAGGCUCUGCGUGCCAAGACUAACACCUACAUCAAGACCCCAGUAAGAGGAGAAGAGCCGGUGUUCAUUGUGACGGGGCGUCAUGAGGAUGUGGAGAUGGCCAAACGAGAGAUCCUGUCUGCAGCAGAGCAUUUCUCAAUGAUCCGUGCAUCACGCUGCAAGGCAGGGGCGGUGGCAGGGGCCGGGGGAGCCCUCCCAGGGCCCCCGCACCUGCCCGGGCAGACAACCAUACAGGUGCGUGUGCCCUAUCGGGUGGUAGGUCUAGUGGUCGGGCCCAAAGGUGCUACAAUAAAGCGCAUCCAACAGCAGACGCAUACGUACAUCGUGACGCCAAGCCGCGACAAGGACCCGGUGUUCGAAGUGACUGGGAUGCCGGAGAAUGUGGAUCGAGCUCGGGAGGAGAUUGAGACCCAUAUCACCCUGCGCACUGGGGCCUUUGUCGACUUGCAGGGCGACAGUGACUUCCAUAGCAAUGGCACAGAUGUCAGCCUGGAAAGCCUGGCCACACUGGGCAUGGGGGGUGUGCUGUGGUCCAGGUCCAGCCAUCCAGCUCCACCGCCACCCCCGCCUCUCCCUCUGUCCCUGUACCACCCCAGCAGGAAGGUGACGUCAGCCUCCUUCCACAACGGCGGGCUACGUUCGGGGCCCCCGGAGAACAGCAAUCCCGGCAGUCCCUUCAGCACGGGAACUGCUGGAGGUGGGUUCGCCUGUGGCAGAGACCCUGUGCAAGGUCUCCCUGCCCCAGCUGCAGAGGAGCUGGGGUUCGAGCUCAGCGCUGCCAACAUCUGGGGGCCACUUGUAAAGGCACAGCAUCGGCGCAACAGCAACAGCCGGAGCGGAGGCGCGGUCACGCCACGGGCAUCGCCCACCCUGCUGCCUGACCCUGCCGGCGUGGAGCACACUCUGGCCCUUUCCUGGCUGCAUGCGGGCAGUACCUCCUUCUCCAGAGGCAGCGGCAGCAGCAGCAGCGGGGGCAGCACCACUGGUUAUUCCUCGUCCUGCUCUGCCUCCUCCCUCCCCGGGGGCUCCCCCACAGAGUCAGAGGGCGGGGGUAGCACAGGGGGGCUGCUGGGCCGCUUUAAGGCAGAUGCCCUGGCCGGAGGGAUGGCGGCGGGCGCCAGGGACUGCUACGUGUGCUUUGAGAGCGAGGUGACGGCAGCCCUGGUGCCCUGUGGCCACAACCUCUUCUGCAUGGACUGCGCUGGUCAGAUCUGCCAAUCAGCUGAGCCCGAGUGCCCCGUGUGCCACACCCCUGCCACCCAGUGUAUCCGCAUCUUCUCCUAA
Megalops cyprinoides (Indo-Pacific tarpon) is the source of this 1896-nucleotide messenger RNA. RefSeq names its product RNA-binding protein MEX3B-like. Gene Ontology annotation, molecular function: RNA binding. The record is from RefSeq and is a predicted model, not a curated record. NCBI's taxonomy places the organism in Eukaryota, Metazoa, Chordata, Actinopteri, Elopiformes, Megalopidae. The transcript is spliced from 2 exons. The coding region runs from base 142 to 1896 and encodes 584 amino acids.